AGAGAAUCUGUGACAUCCAGUUCCUGGAGACAGCUAAGGAAGGAAGGAGGGGUGCCUGUUUCUGCCCAAAGCCAGGGUUUGUCUACACAGUUCCUUUCCUGGCUCCCAUAGGCUAAGUGCUUGGCUUCUUGAGAAGCCUGCUUCUUGAGAACAAAAAAAAAGUGAUUUAAAGCCUCAUGGGAGAUGAGCAAUCCUCAAGACACACAGAAAAAGUCCCAGUGAUACAGGAAGCGGUUCAGGAACCUGUUGGUUCCUUAUACAUAAAUUAGACAGCAGAGGCGCACUGCAUGACACAAAGCUCGCUUCUGCCUGCCGUCUGUCAGCAGCUGUCAGGCUCUGGCCAGGACCCCUUUUUUCUCCUCACUGGCUGAUGGAUCCCAAGAGACUCUUCUUGACCUUCGUGCUAUUUCUCUCCCUGGCUUUUGAGCCAAGCUACGGAACAGGGGGGCGCAUGAUGAACUGCCCAAAGAUUGUCCAGCAGUUGGGAAGUGAUGUGCUGCUGCCCCUGACGCAUGAAAGGAUAAAUACGAGCACGAACAAAAGCAUCCACAUUGUCGUCACAAUGGCAAAAUCACUGGAGAACAGUGUCGAGAACAAAAUAGUGUCUCUUGAUCCAUCCGAAGCAGGCCCUCCACGUUACCUAAAAGACCGCUACAGGUUUUAUCUGGAGAACCUGAGCCUGGCUAUCCGGGAAAGCACGAAGAAGGAUGAGGGGUGGUAUUUUAUGACCCUGGAGAAAAAUAUCUCAGUUCAGCGCUUCUGCCUGCAUUUGAAACUUUAUGAGCAGGUCUCCACUCCAGAAAUUAAAGUGUUAAACAAGACCCAGGAGAACGGGACGUGCACCUUGAUACUGGGCUGCAUAGUGAAGAAGGGGGACCAUGUGGCUUACAGCUGGAGUGAAAAGGCUGGCACCCAACCACUGAGCCCAGCCAACAGCUCCCACCUCCUGUCCCUCACCCUCGGACCCCAGCAUGCUAAAAAUAUCUACGUCUGCACUGUGAGCAACCCCAUCAGCAACAGUUCCCAGGACUUCAUUCCAUGGCUCAGAUGCAGGCAAGAACCCUCAGAGACAAAUAUAUGGCCAGUGUAUCUUUGGUUGUCCGUAGCGGGGGUCAUCAUUAUCCUCAUCGUGAUUGCAAUAGUGCUGCUGAGAAGAAGAGGUAAAACGGACCAUUACCAGACAACAACGGAAAAAAAAAACCUUACGAUCUAUGCCCAAGUCCAGAAACCAGGUACUCUUCAGAAGAAACUUGACUCCUUCCCAGCUCAGGACCCUUGCACCACCAUUUAUGUUGCUGCCACAGAGCCUGUCCCAGAGUCUGUCCAGGAAACAAGUUCCAUCACAGUCUAUGCUAGUGUGACACUUCCAGAGAGCUGACAUCAACGACCCAACAAAGGGACUUUCUGAAAUGGAAAAACCAAAACAAACACUGAACUUGGCCCCGGGCCUCUGGCAGACACGCUACACAUAUCUGGAUUGAUUGGCCAAUCCUUCUUGGAUCAAUUACCUGGUGAUGUUUCUUCCACAUGCAUCUGUGAAAUGAACAAGGAAGUGAGGCUUCCCAAGAAUUUAGCUUGCUCUGCAGUGGCUGCAGGCGCAGAACAGCUUUGCAUCCUUGUGUUGUGGCAGAUGAAAUGGGUAGUGAUGUGAGUUCAGACUUUGGACAUCUUGCUCUUGGCUGGCAUUGGAUAAUAAAAACCAAAGACUGAAAGCCAUCUGAGUACCUAUCUCAGACAGUGGACCCCCAGUCACAAAGUCUGGAAAAGUUUACAUUUUGGCUGCCUUUACUUUGUUCUGGGGGCUGAUCAUGAUCACUUGCAGCCCUGAUCAAGCCUCUGCGCCUCAGUUUCUCUCUCAGGAUAAAGAGUGAAGAGAGGAUGAAGGGUGAAUUUCUUAUUAUAUGUAUAAACACUCUGAUAUUAUUGUAUAAAAGAAGCUAAGAAUAUCAUUAUUUUAUUUGCAAAAUCCAGAAGCUAAACAGUCAAUAAACAGAAAGAAUGAUUUU
Molecule: messenger RNA, 2006 nt
Organism: Callithrix jacchus (white-tufted-ear marmoset)
Lineage: Eukaryota; Metazoa; Chordata; Mammalia; Primates; Cebidae
Gene: SLAMF1
Product: signaling lymphocytic activation molecule family member 1
Biological process (GO): lymphocyte activation
Cellular component (GO): membrane; cell surface
Molecular function (GO): signaling receptor activity
Source: RefSeq, a predicted model, not a curated record